Messenger RNA from Drosophila virilis, 3232 nucleotides. It is a transcript of the gene Kr, whose product is annotated as Kruppel. Gene Ontology annotation, biological process: regulation of transcription by RNA polymerase II. The record is from RefSeq and is a predicted model, not a curated record. Gene Ontology annotation, molecular function: RNA polymerase II cis-regulatory region sequence-specific DNA binding; DNA-binding transcription factor activity. NCBI's taxonomy places the organism in Eukaryota, Metazoa, Arthropoda, Insecta, Diptera, Drosophilidae.
UAUCAUUCGUGAUUUGGCUCUGACAGUGAGAGGAGCACAGUUUUUGAUGCCAAACAAACACACACGCUCGCACACAGACACUCACAUACACACGCACACCCGCUCGUACACACUCACGAAGCAAAUUUGUUGCUUCUAAAGGAUUUCCACAGCGCAAAGGAUACUCUCUACUCAGCUCAAUAUAAAAACGUGUUGCAGUCAGUCGCUUCAUAUCAUUUCUCAGCGACAACUCGUCACAGUCACAACUCAAAAACUUAGUUAAAAAAAUAUAUAUAAAAAGAAAAUUUGUUGUGUCUUAACGAUAAAAAAGAAACGCGAGAAUCAACAACAAACCAAAUACCUCAACAAAAUAGAAGAAAAAAAAUCAAAGUUAAUAAUUUACAUAAGAAUAAGAAAUUAUAAUUGCAACUACCUCAUUUUGUAUACCGUGAACUUUUGUAAACUGUGCAAAAACUACCUCAAAGUACAAAACACACACACACACAAACACACACAAUCCCAACCAAAAAGUGCACGAAAUUAUAUACAGUUUAAAAGUUUAUAAAUAAAACGCAGCUCAAAUGAAAAUUUGUGUUCAGAACUGAAGAAUAAACAUUUGAAGUGAAAUUGUAAGCAAAUUGCUUGCAAUUUAAUUUGCAAGGACAACAAACAUACAACACACACACACAUAACAAACACAGCUAUGGCCAUAUCAAUGCUGCAGGACGCGCAGACACGAAGCCUGGCCGCUGCCUUGGCUGGCAUCAAGCGCGAGGACAUGGUUGUGGAUCGCUCCAUGUCGCUGUCGCCGCCCAUGUCCGCCAAUACCUCGGCCAGCAGUCCAGUGGCCUCAAGCAAUGGCCUCAACACGCACUCGCUGUACCCAUCGAUGGGUCUGCAACAGGCUGCGGCCGCUUCCGCCUUUGGCAUGCUGUCGCCCACACAGCUGAUGGCUGCCAAUCGGCAGGCGGCUGCCUUUAUGGCCCAGCUGCCCAUGAGCACGCUGGCCAACACGCUAUUUCCACACAAUCCAGCGGCGCUGUUUGGCGCCUGGGCGGCACAGCAUCAACAGCAGCAACAGCAGCAGCAGCAUCAGCAGCAGCAGCUGCCUUUGGCCGGCACCCAUUUGCACUCACCGCCCGCCAGCCCGCACUCGCCGCUGGCCAACAGCGGCAAGCAUCCGCUCAGCUCGCCGAACAGUACGCCGCAGCAGCAUCAUCUGGGCCUGGGUCUGGGUGAGCCCGUUAAGAAGGCGCGAAAACUGUCAGUCAAAAAGGAAUUCCAAACGGAGAUUAGCAUGAGCGUCAGCGAUUUGUAUCACACGCCUGGCGGGCCCAUUUCACCGCCCAGCAGCGGCAGCUCGCCCAACUCCUCGGCCCAUGAGGCCACUUCAGGUGUGACAGCAGCAGCUACUGCUGCCGCCACUGCCGCUCCCGCCAAGGAUCCGUCGCGCGACAAGAGCUUCACGUGCAAGAUCUGCUCGCGUAGCUUUGGCUACAAGCAUGUCCUCCAAAACCAUGAGCGCACCCACACCGGCGAGAAGCCGUUCGAGUGCCCCGAGUGCCACAAGCGCUUCACCCGUGACCAUCAUCUGAAGACGCACAUGCGUCUGCAUACGGGCGAGAAGCCCUAUCACUGCUCCCACUGCGAUCGCCAGUUUGUGCAGGUGGCCAAUCUGCGGCGUCAUCUGCGCGUCCAUACCGGCGAGCGGCCCUACACCUGCGAGAUUUGCGAGGGCAAGUUCAGCGAUUCGAAUCAGCUGAAGUCCCAUAUGUUGGUGCACAAUGGCGAGAAGCCGUUCGAGUGCGAACGCUGUCACAUGAAGUUCCGUCGGCGCCAUCAUCUGAUGAAUCACAAAUGUGGCAUUCAGUCACCGCCGACGCCCGCUCUCUCGCCAGCCAUGAGUGGCGAUUAUCCCAUGGCUGCAGCGGCUGUGGCAGCGGCAGCCGCUUUGGAAUGCUCCACCAACAAAUUUGCGGCCAUGUGCGCCAGCUAUGGCGGCUCCGAGGAGUCUGUGGAUCUGGCCAAGAGCAGCCUGGAUGAAGAGGCACCGCUCGAUCUGUCCGAGGAUGGCGCCAGCUCUGUGGACGGCCAUUGCAGCGGCAGCAAUGCGCGCCGCAAGGCGCAGGACAUACGCCGCGUUUUCCGGCUGCCACCGCCACAGAUCGUGCACGUGGCCAGCGAUAUGCCCGAACAGACCGAGCCCGAGGAUCUGAGCAUUCACUCGCCGCGCUCCGCCGAAUCGCACGAACAGCACGAGGACAUCGAUCUCGAUGAGCUGGACGAUGCAGCUGCUCUCUACCUGCGACAGCAGCAACUCCAGCACCAUUAAAGGAGCAAACUCGCUCUCUGUGGGAAAUGGAUGAAUUUGUAUAUAUGGUUCAGAGUGCCGGCGAUCAUCAGAUGAGGCUGGCUAAGAGUUUACGGUACAGGAAUUUAUGUCAAGUACAAGUAGCUUGCAAAACAAAACAAACAACAAAAAAAAGAAAAAAACAAAAAACAACCAAACUAUGAAAAAUUAAAUUAAUUUUUAGUCAUUUAGCAAAUAACAAAUGCAGAUUGCACAUAAAUCAAAAAGCUCCAAAAAAUUGUACAAAAAACACGUUAAGCUAAGACAAAUUUUAGGCGAUAAGAAAACACUCUCACCCAAAAACAAAACGUAACCCAGCUAAUGUUGUGCCAUUCUCAAAGCCUAGUUUUAGUUAUAUUUAGUUUAAAUAUUAUCCUCGGUUGUUGUCCAGUAAUUGUAUAUAGCCAGCGUUUGCAGCUGCCAAUUGUAAAUUAUACAGCGCUCUCUCUCCCAAAAACAAAAAAAAAAAAACCUUUUAAAAAACCAAACAAAAACAAAUCAAAAAACACAUUUUAGUUAUUGUUUAGUCUAAUUUGUACGCAUCUUUUGAUUAUUCUCAAAGAAAACGCCAAUCAACACAAAAAUCAAAACUAACUUUAAGUUAUUAACAAGAAGAAAGAGUAUAUAAGAAUAAUAAUAAAUUCUUUAUAUGUAAUGCCAAUUGUUUUGUUUGCCAUAAAUUAUAAAUUUAAUUAUUUUAUUUAAACUAGCCAGUACGUUUUAUUGCAUGAAUCUCGUUUUAUUGAAAGCAUUUAUUAUCAUAUAUGUCAACAUGAUUCUUACUUUUAGUCAUUUUUUUUAGUCUGCUAUUUAAAUUGUAUUUAAUGAAGCCCCGCCAACUGCUGCCGCGUGCUGUGGGGGGCAUGUUGCGAAAAUAAAAUUGAUAAAAGUCAGCGAAAAAUA